Molecule: messenger RNA, 1323 nt
Organism: Ostreococcus tauri
Lineage: Eukaryota; Viridiplantae; Chlorophyta; Mamiellophyceae; Mamiellales; Bathycoccaceae
Product: unnamed product
Exons: 1
Coding region: 1-1323 (440 amino acids)
Source: RefSeq, a predicted model, not a curated record
AUGAUUGAUAAAAGUGAAUUACUCGCGCACGCGAGGGCGUGCGCGGUCGCGACGUACGGCACCGCGCGCGAGUGCGAGCGGUGGAACGAUCUCCGCACCGGGACCGCCGCGCUCGCGUGCUGCGCGUGGGCGUAUCCGGAGUCGUACGAGGCGGUCGUGCUCGGGACGCAGGGGCGGGGGCGGGACGACGACGCGCGUCGCGCGCGAACGCGGGCGGCUUCGAAAGCGCCGUGGGACGCGGUGCGAGGGAUCUUGGCGCGAGAACGGGUGCCGGCGAACGCGUUGGACGUCGAGGCGACGAUGCGCGGUGAGUUUCAGGCGACGUUUGAUUUGUUCGCGGUGCUGUAUUGGCAGCGGGCGUUGCGACGACGCGCGGUGGAGGGCGGGGACGACGACGCGUUGGAGAUUUCGUUCGCGCGUCGUUUGAAUCCGGGAACGCGAGCGUACUGCACGAGACAGGAGACGAGAGAUCGGGCGACGCGAUUGGCGCGUAAGCAACACGCGGCGACGAGUCGCGAGGCGAGCGGCGCGAGCGCGACGGGCGUCGCGAGCGCGACGGGCGUCGCGAGCUCAAUACAAAAGGCGGAUUCGACGGUUGACACGGUCGUGAAGGAAUCGGAUAUCGAACCGCGAGCGGCGAUGGCGGCGACGACGCAGUCGAUGACGAUCGAGCAGUGGGAGACGCUCACGGAGGUUCGAUGGGAGUUGGAAAAGACGAAGGAGCUCUUGGAGGCGCGAGAGCGCGAGCUCGAACGCGCGCACACCUCGGAGUCCCCGACCGCGACGAGACGGCGAGAGACGAAAAUGAAGGAGCUGAUGGAACAAUUGACGCACGAGCGCGAGGAGCGCGAACGUGCCGUGCGCGAGCGAGACGCACUUAGAGACGAGCUGAAACAUGUGCGCACCGAGGUCUCCGCGUUGAUGAGCGCGACGGUUUUAUCUCAGGGCAACAUGGAGUCGUUUAAUUCUGUGGAUGUUCGCACGCACGAGGGGCGUGCGAUCGCACAGACGAUGAUCGACGUCAUGGAUUGCGUUCGAAAAGCAAACGCGGAUAUUCGGAGGGAGCGCGCGCACGAUCGGGGCGUGCCGUCGCCGAGCGCGCACCUGGAAUCGGAUGGGAGCCUCUCACCGUCCUUCAUAGCGCGUAUGAACACGUUCGAUCUCAGCGAGAGUAGCGUGCGGCGAGACGAGCGAGACGAGCAAGAGGAGACUCGCGACGAGAACGAGAUUGAGCACUUCACCACGGCAUCGCCGCAGCAUCAUCGGAGUGCGUCUCGCGAGAGCGGGCCGACCGAGUACGAUUCCCUUGAUAGCGUCGCGUAG